Molecule: messenger RNA, 2137 nt
Organism: Alexandromys fortis (reed vole)
Lineage: Eukaryota; Metazoa; Chordata; Mammalia; Rodentia; Cricetidae
Gene: Ppp1r8
Product: protein phosphatase 1 regulatory subunit 8
Exons: 7
Coding region: 99-1154 (351 amino acids)
Cellular component (GO): nuclear speck
Molecular function (GO): protein binding; protein serine/threonine phosphatase inhibitor activity; mRNA binding
Source: RefSeq, a predicted model, not a curated record
UGCGUGCGCACAGGCUGCUGGGAGGCCGCCUCUUCCCUUUCGGCCUCCCAGUUUCCCGGCGUGCUUCGGGCCCGCCAAAUGGGAGGGGGAGACGCAAGAUGGCGGCAGCCGCGAACUCCGGCUCCAGCCUCCCACUGUUCGACUGCCCGACUUGGGCAGGCAAGCCCCCACCUGGCUUGCAUCUGGAUGUAGUGAAAGGAGACAAGCUAAUCGAGAAACUGAUUAUUGAUGAGAAGAAGUAUUACUUAUUUGGGAGAAACCCCGAUUUGUGUGACUUCACCAUCGAUCACCAGUCUUGCUCUCGAGUCCACGCGGCCCUGGUUUACCACAAGCACCUGAAGAGAGUUUUCUUGAUAGAUCUCAACAGCACUCAUGGCACUUUCUUGGGUCACAUUCGGUUGGAACCUCACAAGCCUCAACAGAUUCCCAUUGACUCCACGGUCUCAUUUGGUGCAUCCACAAGGGCGUACACUCUGCGAGAGAAGCCUCAGACGUUGCCAUCCGCUGUUAAAGGAGACGAGAAGAUGGGUGGAGAGGAUGAUGAACUCAAGGGCUUGCUGGGACUUCCAGAAGAGGAGACCGAGCUUGAUAACCUGACAGAGUUCAACACUGCCCACAACAAACGGAUUUCAACUCUCACUAUUGAGGAGGGAAAUCUGGACAUUCAGAGACCAAAGAGGAAGAGGAAGAACUCACGGGUGACUUUCAGUGAAGACGAUGAGAUCAUCAACCCAGAGGAUGUGGAUCCCUCUGUCGGUCGCUUCCGGAACAUGGUGCAGACUGCAGUGGUCCCGGUCAAGAAGAAACGGAUGGAGGGCUCUGGCUCCCUGGGCCUGGAGGAGACAGGAAGCAGGCGCAUACAGAACUUUGCCUUCAGUGGAGGACUAUACGGGGGCCUGCCCCCCACACAUAAUGAAACAGGCUCCCAACCUCAUGGCAUCCAUGGGACAGCACUCAUCGGUGGCUUGCCCAUGCCAUACCCGAACCUUGCCCCUGAUGUGGACUUGACUCCUGUUGUGCCGUCGGCAGUGACCAUAAACCCCACACCAAACCCUGCAGUCUAUAACCCUGAAGCUGUAAACGAACCCAAGAAGAAGAAAUACGCAAAGGAGGCUUGGCCUGGCAAGAAGCCCACACCUUCCUUACUGAUUUGAUAUUUUUGGCUAUGGAGCGGGUGGGAUGGGUGGGAUGGGUGGAGGCUGGCAAAGGGGCUAAUGAACUAGGGAGGAAACUUUCUGUGUGUGCGGUAUCGUCUUUCAGAAAGUCUCCUGGGCCCCUGAUUCGUAAUAUUGAGACUAGGGGUGGGGCUGAAGUACCAGUUAGAGACCUGAGUCAGAACACGGAAGUGUGGAGAAGGUUCCCCGGGCCCUAAGCAGACUGCCCUGGUGCUCUCCCUCCGCCUCUACCUAGGGCCGUUUUCGGCACACAGGGCCAGGUGGAAUCCAGAGCUGUGGAGGAGGAGGUAGCCUCAUUUAAAUUCAUUUCCCUUGUGAGUCCCAGGUAGCAAAAUGGUUGCCAUGGAUCCCAGGUUGGUUGGCAUUCUUCAUUUAUUAAACCAAGGUGUAAACUCAAGUGUUCUCUUAGGUCCAUGGUUUUGAGGUCCAGUAAUUAGGCCUUUCUCCUCUGUCCUUCCUGCUGGAGUGAGACCAUUGAGUUCUCUUUGUCUGUGGCCAGUGUCAUGGGCACAGGUUUAUGGGUUUUUACGGUAUUGUUGGAUUUGACCUGUUUUCCUUGUCCACUCGGAACACUCCACUUGCUAGUUGGCAUUUAGUUCCUGUGCUGCCCUCCUGUGGCAUCAACUUUUGUGUGCCAUGAGGCAGUUUCUUAAGACUAUGACCAGUUAGGGUGGCUCACGAUGAACAGGAAAAGACUGUACUUUGCAAGGGCCAGGUUUGUAUCAGGAGGACAGUGCCCAGCUCUUGGUUUGGAGGCUCCACCCUGAAAUCCCCCUUCCCAAGUGGAGCGUUCUGGUUAUUCAGAGCUCCAAGCUAGACCUGGCUAACAGGAGACAAGGUAGGAACCAUUGUAUGAGCUUUGUACAGAUUUGUACAUUUGUGUAAUAGGGCCUUUUCUGCUUUAAGUGUAGCUUUUUACCUGUAACCUUUAUUACAUUGUAAAUUAAAUGUAACUUUUGUCA